UCGCAUGCCCGAUUAAGAUAUCUCAAAGAGAUUUAAUUACAAUGAGCAGCCUUCGAGUGUCAUAUCAAGAAAUAUGAAUGGUUAAAAACUUGCCAUAUCGUCAUAUACAGCCGCAUUGGAAUGAAGAAAGUGAAAAGAGCGAUAUCGCAAAGCUUCAAGCGGCUGAGCGUGUUGGACGACGAUGAAUCGGAGCUAUCCAGUUAUCGACCGUCCGCCUCUCCCUUGGGCAAUGGCUACCAACCAGGGACCCGAAUAUCUUUACCGCCCAAUAGUCUCAAUAGUCUUUAUGGUAUCCCUCCCAACGAAUAUGUAUACCAGCAACCUUAUCACGGGUCCCGAGGAAACAUGCUGCACGCAUACGAGUACACCCAAAUUAAUGGCGAUAUGGGCAGAAAUAGCUUAGGUGUUCCGCUACAGAAAACACACCUUCACUCCUCCUCCAGCAGCUUUAUAGACCCACAUGAUUACAGACAGCCUCAAGUUAGCCAGCACAUUUACGGCCCCCCGAGAAUCUACGCAAAUCCACACCAACCUCAGCCAGAAUUGACAGCCUACCACGUGCACAUGGGAGGGGUGGCGUCUCAGCUGCAGCAGCAGCAGCAGCAGCCGGAGUUUCAAGACUCAAUUGAACAUAACAUGACGAGGUCAUGUAAUGAGUCAUAUUAUUAUAACCAGCAGAGACCAGAGAUGGUAGCUGUCAAUGGAAAACAGAAGCCGCCUCUGCCUCGCACUCCUUCAAAGAAGAUAUCAUUAAAAACGAAACGUGCCUUAAGCAUAGCUGAGAUAUUCUCCAUUCGCAGGAGUAAGCCGUCUGCAAAUGGCGACGGAAAGAGCAACGGACCUAUGAAGGUGCUUCAGAAGCCGAACUCUACUCAUGAAGAUAUGUUUUCCAAUAUAAUCCAAAGGGACGAUAUCAGUGGUUCCCAAUCCCACAACGCCACAAUGAACCGCACAGUUAACUCUGGAGGAAUCACGCCAAAUGGUACAGGAGGAGGUGCCUUCAUGUACCCUGCCUUCUCGAACCCAGGCCUUAAUCACACGAACACACUACCACUUCACCACCAGCAGUACAACCCAUACGCGCCUCACCAAGGGCAUCUUAAUGGCAUUAAUAACAACGUCUACCACCCUCCUCUACAACCAAUGAACAGCUCCGGAAGCAAUAUAAGUCGAGGAGAUCCGAGAAUAGAUCAGAGAAGUAUGAGGAUGGAUCCCAGAGAUCUCAGAGAUCAGCAUGUAUUUCUACAACAACAGCAGCUGCAACAACAGCAUAAUUUGACGCAUCAUCACUCCCACUCGCUAUUGAAGCAAAAGUCUUCGAUAACCAAUGGUGCUACUAAGCCAGUUGUCUACCCGCUCGCUAACCCCAAGAUGUCCAAAUCAAUCACGGCCAUGGACAAGGAAAGUAGCAUGUAUGGGCACUCCAACCACGUGUCCAACAGCAGUGAUUACACGUCAGUGACGCGUAGACCACGCAGAACUAAGUCGGGGAUUGGAGGCGUGGAGAGUGAUCCGUACUUUAAGAGGUACUCCACGCCAGCAUUUUGUUCUACGAGUAGUUUUGUGCCUAACGGUGGAAAGUAUGGGAAGAUUGAGAACUACAAGCGACUCGAGGUUCUGGGCGAGGGAUCGUACGCGACAGUGUACAAAGGAGUCAGUCUAAUGACUGGGAACGAGGUCGCGCUCAAGGAGAUACGACUGAACGAGGAGGAGGGUGCGCCCUUCACAGCCAUCCGGGAGGCCUCUCUGCUGAGGGAGUUGGUGCACGCGAACAUCGUCAAGCUACAUGACAUCAUUUACAACACCAAACAGCUCAUAUUUGUAUUCGAGUACCUGUGUACGGAUCUGAAUCAUUACUUAGAGAGAUACGGCAAUGGAGGUCUCAACCCGCACAAUGUAAAGCUAUUUCUGUUUCAACUGCUCCGUGGCUUGGCCUUCAUCCACGACAGAAAGAUCCUUCACAGGGACCUCAAACCCCAGAACCUGCUCAUCUCCCAACACGGAGAACUCAAACUAGCCGACUUUGGCCUUGCGCGUGCGAAGUCAGUGCCAACGCAGUCCUACUCGAACGAGGUGGUCACUCUGUGGUACAGACCACCCGACAUUCUCCUAGGCUCCACCCAGUACUCCACCCAGCUGGACAUGUGGGGGGUAGGGUGCAUCUUCUGCGAGAUGAUCUCGGGACUGCCCACUUUUCCUGGAGUGAAAGAUCCCAGGGACCAGCUGCUCAAGAUCUUCCGGAUUCUUGGGACCCCAGAUGAGUCCACUUGGCCUGGCGUAUCAGAGCUUCCUCUUUUCAAAGACUUCAAAAAGUAUAAAGGACACACAUUGGAGAAGAGUAUGCCAAAAAUGAUGCUAAUUCCUCAUGCCGAAGAUCUGGCUAAAUCGCUACUGAAGUGCAAUCCAAGUGAGCGGAUAUCGGCUAGAGACUCCCUGCAGUCUGCCUACUUCAAGAAACUACCCAACACUCUGUUCACGCUGCCAGAUGAGCAAUCAAUAAUGUUCGUGGAAGGAAUUAGCCUAGAAGCGGAACGCGAGGCUCCAAGAAACCUUAUGAAGACCUACUAUAAUCCAUGAAGAACCAUACCAGUCGUUCCUUCAGAUACAAAAAUGAGUCGGUUAAAAGCCUCACAAAUACUUUAAACACUGCUAGUGCGAGUCUGCUUAGAACCAGAAAUGCCGUCAAACGCUUUAAACCAAGACACGUCUUCAUUGAUCAGCAGUAACAACUUGAUGUGGGGGAUCUAUCGUAAAUUUUAUUUUUCUAUCCUCAAAAAUCCCACUUGAAAAAAAAAUCUUAUGUGGACAGUUUCAUAGAGCUACUGAGCAGGAAUGCUGAGUUUGACUAUAAUUUCAAUUUGAUUUUCAUUAAUUUUUGCACUGCUUAAUUGGAAACUUUAUGCAACCUCACCUGAAAUGCAGUCCUCAAUAUUUAGCGAAGACCAUUUAUUUAUAAUUUUGUGCAUAUUUAAUGAUCCAUCUAUCUAGUUCAAUGUGAUGAAGUUGUAGGUUAAUACAACCACCUCAUUAGAUUAAAGCAUACUUUUCAAUAUCUCAGUCGAGUCAAAGUUGUGAGUCGCUUGAUGCAGUGAUUUAAGUUUUUAAACUGAAGAUUUCUAUUUUUUCACUCUUUGCCGCCAUAGCCUUUCUCUCAUUUUGGUUUGCUCUUCUGUUCUACCCGACCCAUUUAUAAUAAAUCAGAUGUUUCUCAGUAAAUCUUACUAAUAUCAUUUCGGCUCAUUCUCAAUUGUUACCCCGAAG
Messenger RNA from Symsagittifera roscoffensis, 3261 nucleotides. RefSeq lists its product as uncharacterized. Bases 121 to 2577 code for a protein of 818 amino acids. The record is from RefSeq and is a predicted model, not a curated record. Gene Ontology annotation, biological process: protein phosphorylation. Gene Ontology annotation, molecular function: cyclin-dependent protein serine/threonine kinase activity; ATP binding; cyclin binding. Lineage: Eukaryota; Metazoa; Xenacoelomorpha; Acoela; Convolutidae. The transcript has 12 exons. Gene Ontology annotation, cellular component: nucleus; cytoplasm; cytosol.